AUGGUCCAGGUGAUGGGGGAUGCCGGCUGCUGGAUCCUGCUCGGGCUCUCCCUGCUCCCCAUCGCCGUGCUGGGCUCCCAGGACGAUGGGAAGGUGAUCCACAUCAACCGGGUGCAGCACCAGGCUGUGCGCACGGGGCUGGGGGAGCCCGUGGCCCUGCCCUGCCUCUUCCUGCUCCAGCCCUCCGCCUCGCUGGGGCCCAACGAGCCCCCAGACCCUCCCCGCGUCAAAUGGAGCAAGGUGCGCUCGGCCACCGGCCAGAGGGAGGACGUCCCCAUCCUGGUGGCCAAGGACAACGCGGUGAAGGUGGUGAAAGCCUACGAGGGCCGGGUGUCGCUGCCCGGCUACCCCCGCGACCGCUACAACGCCACGCUGCUGCUGCGCGCCGCCCGCGCCAGCGACGCGGGGCUGUACCGCUGCGAGGUGGUGGCCGGCAUCGACGAUGAGCAGGACCUGCUGCCCCUCGAGGUGACGGGCGUCGUCUUCCACUACCGCCCGGCGGGGGAGCGCUACGCGCUGACCUUUGCCGCUGCCCAGCGCGCCUGCCUGGACAACUCGGCCGUCAUCGCCUCACCCCAGCACCUCCAGGCUGCCUUCGAGGACGGCUACGACAACUGCGACGCAGGCUGGCUGGCUGACCAGAGCGUGCGGUACCCCAUCACGCUGUCCCGGCCCGGCUGCUACGGGGACCGCAACAGCCUCCCCGGCGUCCGCAGCUAUGGCCAGAGGGAGCCCGGCGAAUUGUACGAUGUCUACUGCUACGCACGGGAGCUGCAAGGGAAGGUGUUUUACGCCACGGCGCCGGGGCGGUUCACCUUUCAGGGGGCCCGGAGGCACUGCCGGGCCCGGGGAGCUUCAUUGGCCACCACUGGGCAGCUCUACCUGGCCUGGCGCGAUGGCCUGGACCAGUGCGACCCCGGCUGGCUGGCAGACGGCAGCGUCCGCUACCCCAUCAGGGUCCCGCGCAGGAAAUGCGGCGGUGAGGCCUCAGGCGUCAGGACCCUCUACCAGUUCCCCAACCGCACCGGCUUCCCCCAGCCGGCCUCCAAGUUUGAUGCUUACUGCUACAAAGCGGACACGCUGGAUGCCGGUGAUUCCGCCGCAGCGCACGCGGGGCAGAAGGAGCAGGAGCUGCCCACGCCCGACCCGCCGGGCAGCGACAACGUACUGGUGGAGCACGAGGAGGAGCGUGAGGACCCGGCCACAUCUGGGGACACCCCACGCGUCGGCCUCCUGCCGCAGCCGGGGGCUGCGGGGCCGGGGGAGGAUGAGGAUGAGCAGCUGCGGGCGGUGAGCAGCAGCGUGGCAGCGUGGCGCGGUGACAUCCCCGGGGCCAACGGCACGGCCCUGCCGCCAGCCACCACCUCCUCUCCGGCGUGGCCCCACGAGGACGAAGCCCUCAACGUGGUGGACCAGGCGCCUGUGAGCACCCAGCAGGAUCCGGCCAGCAGCAGCACAGCACCGCCAGUGCAAGAAGCCCCCGGCCCUGAGGAGCCCCCGGUUGCCCUGCUGCCGUGGUCCCAAAGCCCAGCCCAGGAGGUCACCAGCUCACCGACAGCACCGCCUGGCUUGGGGACAGUCCCUGGCACGGCAGCAGAGACCCCCAGCACCCUGCUGGGCAGCUCACGUGCCCCCAAAAGGAGCAGCUAUGCUGGGCUGAAUGGGCGCUACUUCCAGCUGCAGCAGCAGAGCCGGGACCCCCCAGUGGCUGAGGACCCCAUGGUGUCUGGGGACCCUACGGUGGCCAGGGACCCAGUGGGGACAGUCACCCAUGCCCCCAUCCUGGCCCUGGAGGUGAAGGGGGCUGCAGCCAACGCGGUGGAGACGUGGAGCAUCGUCCACACCGGUGCUGAGAGUCCCCCUGGGGGGGGUCCCUACCCGCUCUCCAACGAGGUGGAGGAUGAGAUCGGCCACAAGCUGCUGGCACCAACCACUGCCCUGGUGCCCCCGUCACCGAGGGAUUCUCCACAGUGGAGCCCCCGCAUGGCCCCGCGUGGUCCCGGGGGGGCUGCACGGACGUCCCUGCCACCAUCACCACCCACCCCCGUGGCUCCCCGUGGUGCUUCCAACCACCAGGAUGUCAUCGCAGUGGGGGCAACACCCCGUGGCCCCAGAGCCCGUGGUGACUCCCCCUGGCUGCCUGCGGAUGCCACCGAGGACUUCUCUGGGGACACCCCUCCCAAGGCGGACAGCGACCCCGUCCCACCACGGCCCCCGCUGCCCCCAGCCCCGCUGGUGGCCGAUUUCCCUGAAACGUCCCCGCAGCCCGGCGGUGAUGGCAGCGGGGCCCUGGGGGAAGGCUCACUGGAGAGGCAGAGGAAGGCAGUGACCUCCCUCCACCUGCCCAUGGGGAUCCCUGGCACCACGGUGGCGGCUUCUCCCCAUCCCCAUCAGGGUGGGCUGAGCCCCACAGCUCCCCAGGGGACACCCGAAAUGGGGGCUGAACCUGGCCACGAGCACCCAACCGUGUACGGGGAUGCGGGGACAGGGACGGCUGAGCCGAGGGACGAAGCAGCCGUCACCCCCGUGGCACGGGACGUCCCCUCACCUUCACCCACGGCCGGCGAGGUGACCCCACGGGCUGGCUCCGAGUGGCCAGCGGAGGGCACAGGGGAGGCAGAGGACGGGUCCACGGGUGCCCCACGACCUGUGAGCCCCACGGCGCCGGAGCUGGAGGGAGCCGAGCAUCUCCUGCACUCCCCAGCCCCCCGGCAGCCCCCCAGCCCCAGCGAGGAGGACACCUCGGGGGAGGCGAAGAGGGAAGACCCCCCCACCCUGGCCAGCCACCCCUCAGCUCCCACUGACACCCCCUGGCCGUCACCCACCGCCCCCCACCCAUGGGUGCCGGAGGUCCCCGGCUCCCCGAGCGCAGAGCCGCUCUUUGAGCCGUCCACAACGGGGGGGCCCGGGGGAGCCCCGCUGCUGGAUGUCGACAGCGGGAGCGGCGAGGAGCCCUUGCUGGAGGAGAGGGAGCUGCUGGCUUGGACGGGCACCGACAACACCAGCCGGCACGCUCCGGCCGACCCGUGCCAGAACAACCCGUGCCUGCACGGCGGGACCUGCCACGCCAACGGCUCCGUCUGCAGCUGCAGCUGUGCCCAGGGCUUCACCGGGGAGAACUGCGAGAUCGACAUCGACGACUGCCUGUCGAGCCCCUGCCAGAACGGCGGCACCUGCAUCGACGAGGUCAACUCCUUCGUCUGCCUCUGCCUGCCCAGCUACGGGGGCAGCCGCUGCGAGAAAGACACGGAGGGCUGCGACCACAACUGGCACAAGUUCCAGGGCCACUGCUACCGCUACUUCGCCCGCCGGCGCUCCUGGGAGGACGCGGAGCGGGACUGCCGCCGCCGCGCCGGGCACCUCACCAGCAUCCACUCGCAGGAGGAGCACGGCUUCAUCAACAGUUUCGGGCACGAGAACACCUGGAUCGGGCUCAAUGACAGGAUCGUGGAGCAGGACUUCCAGUGGACCGACAACACCGGCUUGCAAUACGAGAACUGGCGGGAGAACCAACCCGACAAUUUCUUCGCGGGCGGCGAGGACUGCGUGGUGCUGGUGUCCCAUGAGAUCGGCAAGUGGAACGACGUGCCCUGCAACUACAACCUGCCCUACAUCUGCAAGAAAGGCACAGUGCUGUGCGGGUCCCCGCCGGAGGUGGAGAACGCCUUCACCGUGGGGAAGAAGAAGGAGAAGUACAGCAUCCACUCGAGCGUGCGCUACCAGUGCGAGGAGGGCUUCACCCAGCGCCACAUCCCCACCAUCAAGUGCCACAGCAACGGCAAGUGGGACCGGCCCAAAAUCCUCUGCACAAAACCCAGGCGGUCGCACCGGGCGCGGCGGCACCACCGGCACCGCCACAGCCACCCCCACCACCAGCACCACCACCACAAACCCCGCAAGGAGCGGCGAAAACACCGCAAGCACCUCCGGCUGGACUGGAUGGAGGAGGGCCACUACUUCUAG
Messenger RNA from Cygnus atratus (black swan), 3963 nucleotides. RefSeq names its product neurocan (gene NCAN). The coding region runs from base 1 to 3963 and encodes 1320 amino acids. NCBI's taxonomy places the organism in Eukaryota, Metazoa, Chordata, Aves, Anseriformes, Anatidae. Gene Ontology annotation, biological process: cell adhesion. Gene Ontology annotation, molecular function: calcium ion binding; hyaluronic acid binding. The record is from RefSeq and is a predicted model, not a curated record. The transcript has 15 exons.